GACGGAGAGAGACAUUGAGAACGAAAGCAGCUUUAAUCAGUUUGAAGAACCUCAUUUUAAAGCGUAUUGGAGCUUUAGAAACCAUCAGAGAAGCUGAAGAAGUUCGGUUCAGGAUGAAGAUCCUUCUCGUCUUCACCUUCUACCUGAUCUCAGGUCCUGCGUGCUGCUUGAACGUGAUUGGAUACUCAGGAGGCAGCGUGAUUAUCUACUGUAAUCAGAAAGAGUACGGAAAGCGUGAUCUGUAUUUUUGUAAGAACCUCCAGGCUUCGGAUCCUCAGAAGAAGGAGUGUGUGUUCCUGAAGGGAUCCAGUUACGUUAUUAGAGACAGAUUUACUCUAAUCGACUCUAAUCGAGAAUCUUUUAUAGUGACCUUCAGAGAGCUGGGGUUACAGGAUGACGGAUCGUAUCAGUGUGGUGCGAAUGGAGAGUGGAUCCGUGACCUGAACCUGAAAGUGAACUCAGAUCCAUGUUGUUUGUAUCCAAAGUCUGUGAUUGGUUAUCUGGGAGAGACCGUCACCAUCAGCUGUUCCUAUCCAGAGAAGUUCCAGACGAGCCUAAAGUUCAUCUUUAAACUGAGCAGCGAGUCGGUGGUUGUAGUGAUGAGCACCACUGAUGCUCAGAAGGACAGAUUCUCCAUGUUCGAGGACAGAAGCUCUGGAGUCGUGAAUGUGAAGAUCAGAGAUGUGAGAGAGGAUGAUGUAGGGGUUUAUUCCUGUGCUGUGUGGAUCGGCGUGAACGAUGUCAGUUAUUAUACCCUCUUCCAGAAGGUUCAUCUACAGGUAACAGGAUCUGCAGAUGCCAGCAAGAGAUCAAGAACGAAUGCUCCAGCUGAUGUUGAUUAUGAAAAUGAUCCACCUGGAGUCCAAUACAAGACCAGGAGGACACCAGACUACCAGAACAUGGAACCUAACACCCCCGAGUAUCUGAGUCUAGACCCCAGAACAUGAGAAUCAGAUUCAUUUUACCACAAUCUAAACUCCAACCAGACUUAAUCUACCAGAGCCUAAACCUCCCAACAGAUCUGAUUAAGGGUACUAGAGUCUUAAUUCCAAUAAUAAUCAAAUCAGAUUUAGUCUAUUAAGGUCUAAACCUUAAUUAUAGGUCAGAUUAAGUCUACUAGAGUCUAAAUUCAAAUCCCAACCAAAUCACAUUCAGUCUAUUAAAGUCUAAACCCCAAAAACAGAUCAGAUUAAGGCUACUAGAGUCUAAAUUCCAGUUCAACCCAAAUUCAGAUUCAGUAUUGAGUCAGAAUAUACUCUAAACACCAAUGUCAACCAGUCAGAUUAAGUCUAGCAGAAUGUUAGACUAAAUACAAUUUUCCUGUCUAAACGUCAGUUUUUUUAUUCUAACCCACACCACCAAUCAAUCGUAUUCAAUCCUCCAGAGCCCAAACGGAUCUCAAAAUUGAUUAGAUUAAGAUUACCACUGAUUAAAUUCCAAUACUAAUCCUUUAGAUUCAUUAUAUCCUCGUCUAUUUAUAACACCUACUAAUCAGAUCCAGUCUACCAGAUAUUAAACCCUGAAACCUAUCAAUCAGAUUAUAUGUGCCAGAGUCGAUUGUCUUAUAUCAACCAAUCAGAUUCAGCCCAUGAUGUCAUCGAUGAGCCUGCAUGUACUUUUUACAUUUUUAUUGAUUUUUAUAUGUAAUUAACCAAUGUAAUCGACUGUGUUCAUAAUUGUUGUUGUAUAUCCUUUCAUGUUUUAUCUAAUCUUAUCUUGUCUUAUAUUUCUAAUCCUAUCUUAAUUAUAUCUAAUAGUUCAAAUUCCAACAGGCCAAAUGUUUGCAGGCCAAUGUUUUAGAUCCUAUUGUUUGAGGGCAUCUCACUGUUCUGUAAACUUCACCUGUAUUAAUGAUUAUCUAUGAAUUAAAAAUAAUCUGCUUUGGUUUCAAAAUACCUCUCUCUUAUUUAAAAAAUAUCUAUGUUCCUGGAAAAGAUGUUGAAGUUGUGAAGUAGAAUGAAAAAAAUAAAAUAAAAUAAUUUGGUUUUCCAAAUUUUAUCCAAUAAACAUAUGUAAAAUAAAAAAGGUGUGACUUGCAAAAGUCCCCCCUAUAUCAAUACUUAGUAGAGACACCUUUUAAAGCUUUGAUACACUGAGAUUAUUUCCUCCAUUCUUCUUUAUAAAUCAGCUGAAGAUCAGUCAGGUUGGAUGGAGAGCGUUGGUCUGUGAACAGCAGUUUUCAUGUCUCUCCACAGAAGAUCAAUGA
Messenger RNA from Astyanax mexicanus (Mexican tetra), 2206 nucleotides. Its product is annotated as CMRF35-like molecule 8. Lineage: Eukaryota; Metazoa; Chordata; Actinopteri; Characiformes; Acestrorhamphidae. The coding region runs from base 114 to 947 and encodes 277 amino acids. The transcript has 5 exons. The record is from RefSeq and is a predicted model, not a curated record.